Suncus etruscus (white-toothed pygmy shrew) is the source of this 710-nucleotide messenger RNA. It is a transcript of the gene BRI3, whose product is annotated as brain protein I3. Lineage: Eukaryota; Metazoa; Chordata; Mammalia; Eulipotyphla; Soricidae. The transcript is spliced from 3 exons. The record is from RefSeq and is a predicted model, not a curated record. Bases 69 to 455 code for a protein of 128 amino acids.
GGCGCGCGCCCAGGGGAGCGGAGCCGUGAGGCCGCGCAGCUGCGGGCCGGCGGGGGGCGCCGCCCGCCAUGGACCACAAGCCCCUGCUGGGGGAGCGGCCGCCCGCCUACAACCUGGAGGCCGGCCAGGGGGACUUCGCGUGCGGCCCGCCGGGCUACGGCGCCAUCCCCUCGGCGCCCCCGCCGCCGCCGCCGCCGCCCUACCCGUACCUCGUCGCAGGGAUGCCCACUUCGCAACCUCGGGUGUACAACAUCCAGAGUCGGAACGUCACCAGGUAUCCCAUCAAUUCCAUCGUGGUCGUCGGAGGCUGCCCCGUGUGCAGGGUCGGCGUCUUGGAGGAUUCCUUCACUUUCCUGGGCAUCUUCUUGGCCAUCAUCUUGUUCCCCUUCGGGUUCAUCUGCUGUUUUGCCCUAAGGAAGCGAAGAUGCCCCAACUGCGGAGCCACCUUUACUUAGAGGGGUCUCCGCCCCGGCUGUCUCUUCCUGAUGUACAUGUGUGGACAGUCACUUUCUGGUGAAGCUUCAGACUGCUUGGGAGCAUGUGGUGGGGUUUGUGGCACUUGCCAGCCCAGGGGUCCCGAAGUGGGGACACACAGCAGCAGUGUCCCAGGGCUCACGACAAUAAAACACUGCUUUUAUUUUUUGCAGUCUUCAAUUUGAGAAAGGUGAGAAAUAUUGUUUUAAAUAAAUGCGAUUCGUACCACUGCCGAA